Messenger RNA from Mobula hypostoma (lesser devil ray), 1273 nucleotides. Its product is annotated as mammalian ependymin-related protein 1-like. The record is from RefSeq and is a predicted model, not a curated record. Gene Ontology annotation, cellular component: lysosome; extracellular region. Gene Ontology annotation, biological process: cell-matrix adhesion. Lineage: Eukaryota; Metazoa; Chordata; Chondrichthyes; Myliobatiformes; Myliobatidae. The coding region runs from base 142 to 882 and encodes 246 amino acids. The transcript has 7 exons. Gene Ontology annotation, molecular function: calcium ion binding.
UGUCAGCAGGCAGGUGCCCUCAUUGGCUGCUUGGGCCGACCGUCCUGCUCAGCACGGAUCAGCUGAUGUUUAUCUCUGUGUGGGUGAGGACAAAGGCAGCACCACACAUACCCCCCAGUCUCAGCAAACAGUCACCAGCCGAUGGUGAACAUCCCACGGCUGAGGAAACCGACCGGACGCUCUCCACCCCGUCCCCAGGUGAAGCUUGGAGUCCCGUGUCUCAGCAUGAAGCUGCUGGCCGCUCUGCCCGUCUUCUGCCUACUGGCCCUGGCCUCUGCGCAGGACAGCCCCCAACGCUGCACUUCUCCGGACCAAAUGGAUGGAAUCGUGAGUGUUUUUGUCCCACUCCAGCUUGCAUCGGACUACGGGACGUUCUCCUACGAUGCGGUUAACGAGAGGGUUUACAGUAAUAUAUUUAUGAACAACGGGAAACAGACCUGGCAACAGGUGGACAUCCUGCUGUUUGAGAAGUCCGUGAUGUACCGCUACUUCCCCCAGAACAAGACCUGCCUGAAGGGCCCGCUUACGGUUCCCUUCCAGAAAUUUGGUGUUCCCAAAAACGCCAUGCUCCUCGGCCCGGUUUUCGCUGGAACCCCGGAGAUCCCCCGCGCUGGGCUGCUGUGUAAUAACUGGAAUGUAUUUGAGCAAGGAAAUUACUAUCUGAUGACCUUCACGGAUUACGACUGCUUUCCUUUAUACUUUAUGGCUGCCAACUGGAAAGGCUGGUUCUCUGAAUCGUUCAUGAACAUAACAGUUGGGAUCCGAGACCCGACAGUCUUCACCCCUCCUCCAGAAUGUGACCAUCCGGCCUCAGAAACUCUUGCCAGUCGGCGGCUGCACCCAUGGCACCCAUGGGUGCUGUCAUCUCCGUCCCUGGGGUAAAUGCAAGUGGAGUGGGUCAAUUUCUAGAUAUUCAGGGAAUUGGGGAAGAGCUGUGAAAAUCAGUGCCAGCAGCUGUGGAGGAGAAAUCACUGUGUAUAUUUAAAGUGGAGGUUGUUUAGUCAGGGUGUGAAAGGUUAUGGGGAGAAGGCAGGAGAAUGGGGUUGACAGGGAUAAUAAAUCAGCCAUGAUGGAAUGUCAGAGCACACUCGACAGGCUGAAUGGCCUGAUUCUGCCCAAUGUCUUCUAGUUUGAUGGGGGUCGGGCAGCGAUGGAAGAUAUGACAGGACCUUGCUGAGUGUUAGAACAGACUUGAUGGGCCGAGUGGCCUCCUCUUGCCUUUCAUCCUGACCCGCCAUUUGUUUGAAUCACAAUAAAGUUUAAUAUGAUCUUG